AUGAUAGGGGUCGCAAAAUGGCUAUACGUGGCUGUGACGACGUAUUUCCACAGAUUGAGCCCGGUUAGCCAUAACUAUCCUAUGUUGGUCACAAGGGAUAAUGGCACGAAUGGGAGUGUGUCGUCGCCUAUCACGUUGACUGUUCAGGAGUCGGGUGGGAAUCAGUCUAGUCCGCUGCUUUAUGGGGUUAUGUUUGAGGAAAUGGACCAUUCAGGUGAUGGUGGCAUUCACGGGCAAUUGCUCCAGAACAACGGCUUCCAGGGAGACAAUCCUGGCUUAACUGCAUACAAGCCCAUCGGGGAUGUCGACCUCAUGCAGGACAUGAUCAACCCAGUCAGCAGUGCCAUCACCUCUUCUUUGCAGGUAUCUGUAAACUUCGAAGCAGAUGGAUUCGUAGGGUUUGCCAAUACAGGGUACAAUGGUAUACCUGUGAUGAACGCCACGUACUCAUGCGAGUUCUGGAUGAUGGGUGAUUACUCAGGAACCAUUAUGCUACAGCUUGCUGGGUCAACAAAUGAUACUAUAUAUGCUUCGCAUAAUAUUACUGUCAAGAGCCUGUGGGGAAAGUUCACGCAUUAUCAAACCUCGUUCAAUUCCAGCGCGUCUCCUGAUGGUGACAAUGAGUGGCGCCUGUUGUUCAAUGGAUCGAAGAUGGCUGGCGGGACGCUGAACUUUGGGCUGGUGCAACUAUUUCCGCCUACGUAUAAGUCAAGGUCAAACGGGCUACGGAGCGAUGUUGCGACAUUCCUAGAGAAAAUACGUCCGUCUUUUCUCCGGUUCCCAGGUGGCAAUAAUUUGGAAGGACUACAGAUUGACAGCCGGUGGCAGUGGAACCUAACUAUCGGGCCCGUCGUUGAUCGUCCCGGGAGAGAGGGCGACUGGUUCUACCCAAAUACCGACGCGCUCGGCCUGGACGAAUAUCUCUGGUGGUGCGAAGACAUGAAUAUGGAACCCAUCCUCGCCGUCUGGGACGGCAAAUCAUACGGGGGCAUCAUAUCAGGCGACGAACUGCAGCCGUACAUCGACGACAUCAUGAACGAGCUCGAAUACCUCCUCGGACCCCCUAACUCCACCUACGGUAGCAUGCGAGCACAGAACGGGCGCAGCAAACCCUGGUCAAUAAACUACAUCGAAAUCGGCAACGAAGACGACUUCACCGGCGGAUGCGACACAUACCCAGAUCGCUUCUACCAAAUCUACAACGCCAUCAGCAACAGUUACCCCAACAUCACUCUCAUCGCAUCGAACAUCGACUUCCUCUGUCUCCCGAUCGACUCCCCACCCGGCCUGAUAUACGACUACCACUACUAUCGCAAACCAGACGACCUUGUCGCCAUGUUCGAUUAUUGGGACAACCAGCCGCGCACACAACCAAUCAUGGUAGGUGAAUACGGAUGUCGUGACACGGACAAGGCAGACGGUAUCUUCUGGUCCUCUAUGCAAUGCAGCUGCAGUGAAGCGGCGCAUAUGAUUGGGUUGGAGAGGAACUCCGAUGUGGUAAAAAUGGCGGCGUAUGCGCCGCUGUUGCAGCAUUUCGGGUAUACGCAGUGGUCGCCAACGCUUUUUGGCUUCGACUCUAGUCCCGACUCGCUGACUCCCUCGACGUCAUAUUAUGUCCAACGGAUGUUCUCUACGAAUAGGGGGGAUACGAUUAUUCCUGUGAAUACAACUGCCACAUUUGGACCGCUGUAUUGGGUGGCGUCGAGGACGAAUAAUACGUAUUUUGUGAAGUUGGCUAAUUACGGUCCGAAGAAUCAGAUUGUUCGGGUGAAGGUGCCACAUACGAAGACGGGGCAUGUAGAGAUGCUGUAUGGGUCGCAGAAUGCGACGAAUUACGUGCAUAAUAUUACUGUGCAGCCGACGGUGAAGAACAUGACUAGUUCAAGCGGAACGUAUUCGGUGGAUAUGCCACCGUGGGGAGUUGCUGUGUUGUCGGUGUCGUGA
Aspergillus piperis CBS 112811 is the source of this 1944-nucleotide messenger RNA. RefSeq names its product alpha-L-arabinofuranosidase. Gene Ontology annotation, biological process: L-arabinose metabolic process. Gene Ontology annotation, molecular function: alpha-L-arabinofuranosidase activity. Bases 1 to 1944 code for a protein of 647 amino acids. The record is from RefSeq and is a predicted model, not a curated record. The transcript is spliced from 9 exons. NCBI's taxonomy places the organism in Eukaryota, Fungi, Ascomycota, Eurotiomycetes, Eurotiales, Aspergillaceae.